UGGAUCUCCGUUAGCACAGCUGUCGGGCUGCUGCCGACUGCGAGGGGAUUCUCUCAAUCAGAGACCGUGUGAAGGAGUGCCUGAGUACGCAGCAGACACCAGAGUUUUCAAGUAGCUACGCAUGAGUCUAUGUUCAACUGUUGAGGUUAUGGUGCCACACAUGGGUGAAGGUUUGACCAGAUUCGCUCUGGACUUGACUCAACACCCAUGAUCCCAAGCCAUCUCUGGCAUACCCUCUCAUUAAGAUGGGAAAUGCCUCUGAAACAUUUCUGUUCAUGUCCACAGUAUCAAAAGACAGUGACUUCAUCAUGGGUACUAUCUACACAAUUUUUGGUGUUUUGUCGGUGCUGGGUAAUGGGAUCCUGCUUUUCGUGGCCUAUAGAAAGAAGUCCACCCUGAAGCCGGCAGAGUUCUUUGUGGUUAACCUAGCAAUCAGUGACCUGGGCAUGACCAUAACCCUGUUCCCACUCGCUAUCGCCUCAUCUUACACUCACGUGUGGCUGUUUAAUCAGACAACCUGUACUUUCUAUGCCUUCUGUGGCGUUUUGUUUGGCCUGUGCAGUCUUUCCAACCUCACUGUGCUAUCCUGCGUCUGCUGGCUUAAGGUCUGCUGCCCAAACUAUGGUAACAGGUUCUCCUACUGCCACGCCUGCAUGCUGGUUGCUGGUGUCUGGUGCUACGCUGGAGUUUUUGCUGUAGGUCCCCUGUCAGGCUGGGGAGAGUAUGGGGCAGAGCCUUACGGGACAGCGUGCUGCAUCAACUGGCAUGCUCCCAGCCACAACUCCGCAGCUAUGAGCUACAUCGUCUGCCUCUUCUUCUUCUGCUACAUUGUGCCCUGCAUUGUAAUUUUUCUGUCCUACAUAUUCAUCCUGCUGACCGUCCGGGGCUCCCGCCAGGCUGUUCAGCAGCAUAUGUCACCGCAGAACAAGAUCACAAAUGCGCAUGCACUUAUCGUUAAGCUUUCUGUGGCAGUUUGCAUAGGUUUCCUGACAGCAUGGAGUCCAUAUGCCAUUGUGUCCAUGUGGGCAGGAUUUGGUAACCCAGAAGCUGUACCACCUAUGGCUUUUGCUUUGGCAGCUAUCUUUGCCAAGUCCUCCACCCUUUACAACCCUAUUGUCUAUCUGGUCUUCAAGCCCAACUUCCGCAAGUCCCUGUGUCGGGAUGUGGCCCAGUGCAGAAGGACACUCUGUGGAUGUCUGUGUCAGCACAACUCUACACAGAAGGGAACUUGCCGGCAAUCCCAUCAUGAAGAAGAGUGCGACUCCACAAGAUUGUCAAAUGGACUACCAGAGAACCACGGGACCUGCAGACACUGUCCUCACCGUGAAAGAGUCACUGGUACCAGAGAAAACAUUACAGACUACAGCCCCCAGCAGACUGCCAGGAUACUUAAAGGAUCGCAACAUAGUGAGGUGGCUGUCAGUCAGCUCUCCAAUGAGUUGCAGAGUGACUUCCUCUAGAGACACAAACACAGCCGCACAGGAAAAAAGAUAGCAAGAAUGAAGGUUGAAAGAUACUAAUUGCAAGUUGGGGAAAAAGGGAAAACAUAAUUUAAAAAAAGAUUAAGAUUAAUGGAAGUUAAAAAAAAAGAACUCUGAAGGUCAAAAUUAAAAAACUAUGAAUUCCUCAUGCCUCAAAUAUGUGACACUGCCAAACAAAUCAACAAAAAAACAUUUGAAGCCAACACAGGAGAAUAAACAACAACAUACAACCACAGAUGUGAUGAUCAAUAUUUCAUCAAGUCAAAUUAACACAUUAAGUCAAAUUAACACAACACUAGCUGGUCACUUUGACUGAUCAAUAAUAAGCAAACAAGACUGAAAUGCAAAUCAAUUCAAGGUGGAUUUAGUGAAAGGAGCAGAUUUUGAAACUUCUACCCACUAAACCAGGGGUUGGCUAAUAAGUUUGGCAUCGAGCAAGAUUUUUUUCAAGCCGUUACAUGGUGGGCCAGAACAUAGUCAAAUUAUUUCAAACCCUUAGACACUCAUGUGCACACUUAGCUUAGUUGGUAGAGCGCGGGUCUCUCGUUGGAAGAGUUGUAUGAUCGAUCCCAACAUCCUGUGGGUUAUUUUUUCUCCGCUGUUAAACAAAUUGAUUAUAAGGACACUUUUGCACAUGCUCACAAUAAAGCAUGUGCUGCAGUGUGUGUGGACUCUUA
Messenger RNA from Micropterus salmoides (largemouth bass), 2158 nucleotides. It is a transcript of the gene opn7b, whose product is annotated as opsin 7, group member b. Gene Ontology annotation, biological process: G protein-coupled receptor signaling pathway; visual perception. The transcript has 6 exons. NCBI's taxonomy places the organism in Eukaryota, Metazoa, Chordata, Actinopteri, Centrarchiformes, Centrarchidae. The coding region runs from base 246 to 1460 and encodes 404 amino acids. Gene Ontology annotation, cellular component: membrane. The record is from RefSeq and is a predicted model, not a curated record. Gene Ontology annotation, molecular function: G protein-coupled receptor activity.